Messenger RNA from Suillus subaureus, 2931 nucleotides. Its product is annotated as RAM signaling pathway protein-domain-containing protein. The transcript has 6 exons. Bases 1 to 2931 code for a protein of 976 amino acids. Gene Ontology annotation, molecular function: protein binding. NCBI's taxonomy places the organism in Eukaryota, Fungi, Basidiomycota, Agaricomycetes, Boletales, Suillaceae. The record is from RefSeq and is a predicted model, not a curated record.
AUGUCAGUCUCGGACGCUGACCGUGCUGCUGGGCGCACGUCUCCAUUCCCGGGUACUAGUAAACAUGGCGCUUUAUCUCCUUUGCUCUCUGCCUCACUAACGGAAGAACACAUCGCGGAAGCACUUCGACAGUCAUCCGACAAUGGCGCUACCCUUGAUCUCACACACAGGAACCUGACAGAUGUCGGUGAGGAUGGCGCAGAACACCUGGCAACCAUGGGCAGGAACGACUCCCUCGAUGACGAGAGUUCAGUACUCAGGAUCGCAUUGGGGUACAAUCGCCUUGCUACGCUCCCUACUGCAUUUGCCCUACUAUCUCGCUUGAGAUAUUUGAAUUUGCAAAACAACAGUUUCACCUCUUUUCCCGAUGUGUUGACAGUCAUGCCGUCCCUAGAGAUUCUGGACCUCAGUCGAAACAAAAUUAAAAGACUACCGGGCCAAUCAGGCUCCCUGAUCCACCUGAAGGUUUUCUGCCUGUCACGCAACAAAAUAACUCGUAUCCCGGGGUACUUUACAGACUUUCGUGAACUGGACGUCUUGAAGGUAGAUCACAAUCCCAUAGAGUGGCCGCCGAAGCAUGUCAUGGAAACGCCAGAUGGAGGAAGGGAGUGGAUAACAUUCAUGCAGAAGUGGAUGAGAAAUAAUUCUCGGUCUCGUUUGGACGUGAAACAGCCCAGCGUCGACUCGUUCCUCAGUGCAAAUGCUGCUUUGGACAACUCUAUCGAAGACCAAAUACAGUCCUGGUCACGUAUACAGGAAGAUUCAGACCCAGGUGUUACCCCUCAUGCUCGUUCCUUUUCUAUCGACGCCAACUUUUCUCCCCUUCCGGGACCUGCAAAGCCGACAUCGCCGCGUUCUGACCGGCCGCCACCUCUACGCCUGGGGAUGCUUCCUCCGUUCAAAGUGCCACCUCGAUCAGUGACUAUCGGGACCUACCUGCCCACUCCUGCCGAGUCUGUGUCUUCUACAGAUGAUGACAGUACAGCUGUGCCAGAGGGUCCACAGCAUGGCCGUAAUGCAUCAUUUGCCGGUUCAGCUCGUGAUCGACGUUCAGCACUGUUCGGAAAGAAGAGUCUGCCCGAUCUCCGUGCAGCCAACGUGAGUGAUGGUGUCAAUAAGCAGGUUAUCAGGGGGGCAAGCAAAGGAGUCCUCGCACCUGAUCUACUGUCGCAAGACGAGUUUCCCAUGCCCUCACUUCUUUCACAUCGUCAAGACUCGUCAUCAUCUUCUGACGGUUCCUCGCAUUUCCAAAGCAGAAAGGCAUAUGCUCAGACACCCCCUACAUCUGCAUCUCCAACCUCUGGCGAUGUUCCUCGGCCGGUUCCCGAAGUCGAACGCCAUGCAUACUUCAAGCGCCUCUCGGCGCUUCCCUCUACAGCCAUGAUUAACAAUCUCUCGCCCUCUCUGCGCUCCCUUGUAGAAUGUGCACGGUCGCUGUUCUUCGCUGUUUCACAGGUGUAUCAGGCACUUUCACACUACAUCACUUAUACCAACGACCGACAACUAUCCUCUGUGCUGAAGAAAGUCACCGACCCUGCGUAUACUUACAUGAUGCAGUUGAACGGUGCUCUCGAUCGGUUUGAUGCAAUUUGCAAGAAAACAACGCCGCCCCCUUCGCUCUGCCGAGCACUUGUGGAGAGUAGUAGAGAUACUGCGGCCAUGUUUGGCAAAGCUAUUGCGAUGAUGUCACUGCAGUUGAACAUCCUUGCAUCUAAAGAUGAUGACCGAUAUAUGCGGUCAUUGGUGCUUAUCUUUUACGGCGCCAUGGCUGAGAUAUCGAGUGCGUGGCAGUCGAUGGUUCCACACAUUGAAGCUAUCAAACCUCACCUUUCGGAUCGCCGACGACACCAUGUAGUGAAGCCCCAACCAGCCUCGAAUCCCAACCCCGAGCUUCCUUCUUCAGCACCACCGCCGUACUCCCCAUUCAAUGCACCGCCACCGCAUGGUGUUCCAAUCGCCAGAUCACGGCCCACACAAUCCCUUGGUAGAGCAAGAACCACGCGGCGCCAUGCUGGGUCGUUCAGUUCAAAAGACGUGGAGAUUGGUAAAUCAUUGCCAUCAUAUGACCUGCCAGUGCCAUUUGGCGCAGUGGUAAACUCCACAGCAACGACACUUCGAGCAGGACAACGUCAUCCGGCGCUACCGCUUUCAGCAUCAACAUCGAGCUUGACUCCCUCAUUGAUGAACUCUAGCAUGCCUUGGACGUCAUUGCUGUCUGGGCAACACUCCCGGCAAGCCUCCCAAACAUCAUUGACGCCAUCAGCUGCGCCUUCAUCGCCUUAUGUACCUGCCCGACGCCCGACACUCGAAAUACCUCCUUCACGGACACUUGUCGACAAAGACGCCCUCGACGCGAUGGAAGUGGCAGUGGAGGCAGCACCCGCAGUAUGGGAGAUGUUGAAAGAGAUCGUGGACAAUUUAUCCGAAGGAGCUGAAGAAUUCCGCAAUACACUGCUUAAGGCUAAAACUACCACAGAGCGCCUGCGUACUAAUAUAAACGCAAUGCGGUGCGGAGACCCAGGGGCUGACAGAAAAAGGCUCCGCGAGGACGCACACGUGUUCGUCAAGAUUGUGGUCAAAUUGUCAAAUAUGGUCAAAACGCACGGCACGUCCCACGCCGUAUUCUCAGAUCUCUUAGGCAAAAUGUUGGCAUUGACAAAUGCCACGCAGGAGUUUGUGAUGCUCCUACAUGUCUCGUCAUUCUCGCCAUCGACGCCACGACCAUAUUGUCCCAUGACUGCUAUCUUGGCGCCAUCCGCAGUCGGAUUGAUCGCCGAGGAUGGGCGGCUAGGUGCAAAUUUAUCCAGGAGCCGCAGUUCCACGCAGCCGAAGACAUUAAAACUAUUUGGUCACAUAGCAGCCCCUCGGAGCGCUCUUCCAAACCAGUCCUUCAAUAUACCUCGUAUGCGGGACACGAGUGAUGAAGGCUGA